Messenger RNA from Rhipicephalus sanguineus (brown dog tick), 1812 nucleotides. Its product is annotated as acetylcholinesterase. Gene Ontology annotation, cellular component: plasma membrane. Gene Ontology annotation, molecular function: acetylcholinesterase activity. Bases 94 to 1710 code for a protein of 538 amino acids. The transcript has 4 exons. NCBI's taxonomy places the organism in Eukaryota, Metazoa, Arthropoda, Arachnida, Ixodida, Ixodidae. Gene Ontology annotation, biological process: acetylcholine catabolic process; choline metabolic process. The record is from RefSeq and is a predicted model, not a curated record.
AGUUUGCAACAGUGCUCGAGGAGGGGGUAUGUUGAAGAAGUAACGCAAGCAAGUGCCUGGUGACGAGUCCGGAAAGAACCUAUAUUCGACGAAAUGAGCGCGACGCAGUGUUGCGUACUGCUGCUGCUGGUGGCGGCAGUCAGCUGUGGCCAUGCGUACGACGUGGAGAAAGCGACCCGCCUGGGACGAGUCGGCGGAAAUCGUCUGGACGUACUGGGGAAAAAGGUGGACGAGUACCGCGGCAUCCCAUUCGCACAGCCACCCGUAGGCCGGCUGCGAUUUCUACCACCCCAGCCAGCCAAGCCUUGGGAAGGAAUCCUGGACGCAACGAGCAGACGAACUGCUUGCCCGCAGGUCGUUAUUAGCAAUGUCAUGACCGGGGAGAUCAAAUACACCGAAGACUGCUUGCACCUGAACAUCUGGAGUCCUGCUGCUCGCAGCGAAGAUCUAGUGCCGGUAGUUGUAUGGGUUCACGGAGGCGGCUUCACGCAGGGGUGCGCCAGCUUCGACAACUACACCGGGGCUGUACUUGCUGCCAAGACUGGCCUAGUUGUUGUCUCAAUGAAUUACCGUCUGGGAAUACUGGGUUUCCUUGACGCGAACAGCCCAGAAGCACCCGGCAACAUGGGUCUUAUGGAUCAGAGUCUCGCCCUCAAGUGGAUCCAGGAUAAUAUCCAUGAGUUCGGUGGUGACCCGUCAAGAGUGACUAUAUUAGGAGAGAGCGCUGGCAGCAUGAGCGCCCACGCGCACAUGCUUUCUCCCAUGAGCCGUGGCCUCUUCCACAGGGCGUAUAUGAUGAGCGGAACAAUGCACACCCCAUACUUCUUUGAUGCCACCCAUGAGAGCAUAAGCAAAGGCGACACAGUUGCCACCGUUGUAGGCUGUGGAGGUGGGGACCGCAGCCUGGCAUCUAACGCAGAAUCCGUGAUCGACUGCCUCAGAACAAAGAGCGCCGAUGAAGUCGUGCUCGCCGCAUCCGAAGCCUUUUCGCCCAACGUAUUUCCAUUCUUGCCGACCUACCACAACGAAUUUCUGCCCAAGGUGCCUAUUGUCGCAAUUAGCAAGGGAUUCUUCCAUACUGUCGACAUCGUCCUAGGUGUAACCGAAGACGAAGGAGUAUUCGCACUCAUGUAUCCCCUUAAAAGUGAACUGCAUCCAGAUGACGUAGAAGGCCUUGACGAGGAGAUGUUGAAGCAUUCUCUCCACGAAUGCGUAGCCUCAUGGCUCAAGAUGGACUUUCCGGAGAUGCUGAAGAAGUAUACAGCCGAGGCCCAGGGCAAAGCGUCCUUGAGGCGCGGCUACAUUGACUACAUUUCGGACUCUGUCUUCGUUUGUCCCAUGCACAUGACGGCAGAAAAGCACUCGGACCGUGGUCAAACAGUGUAUUCUUACGUCUUUGGUCAUAAAUCAGCUAAGAACCCGCUUCCUACCUGGAUGCGAACACCGCACGUUUUCGACAUCAACUACAUCUUCGGAGUUCCUCUCAUUGACCAGGAACGCUUCGAUGCUGAAGACGCUGCUGUGUCAGAAGUUGUACUGACGGCGUUGAAGACCUUUGCUGCGACAGGGGUACCAGAGCUACCUAUGGAAAAGCCGUGGCCCAAGUACACCACCGACAAUCCGGUUUCCGUGUAUAUCGACUACGAGAAUAUCACCGAUAUCAAAGGCUUCCGCAAAGAACAAUGUGAACCUUGGAGAUCUUACUUAUAGUCUGACGAAGCCUUUCAAUAGCAUCAAAGAAUGCUUGCGAUCUUGCAUCAAGAAGGAAUGUUUACUAUGUCGUGCUGACUGGGGGGGGGGGGGGUAACCACA